Molecule: messenger RNA, 900 nt
Organism: Metarhizium album ARSEF 1941
Lineage: Eukaryota; Fungi; Ascomycota; Sordariomycetes; Hypocreales; Clavicipitaceae
Product: metallo-beta-lactamase domain protein
Exons: 2
Coding region: 1-900 (299 amino acids)
Biological process (GO): hydrogen sulfide metabolic process; glutathione metabolic process
Molecular function (GO): sulfur dioxygenase activity
Source: RefSeq, a predicted model, not a curated record
AUGAAAAUGAGCCAGAUGAUUGCGAUCCACGAUAUUCACGAGCCAGACACGGGCACCUGGCAAUAUGUCGUCGCAGACCCGUCGACCAUGAGCGCCGCCGUUAUCGAUUCGGUGCUGGACUUUGAGCCUGCCUCGGCCACCAUCACCACCCAGAGCGCAGACAAGCUGCUCGCCCUGAUCCGGAGCAAGGGCUACCAGGUAGAGCUGAUACUGGAGACGCACGCCCACGCAGACCACCUCACGGCGGCGGCGUACCUGCAGGACCGGCUCGAAAAGAGCCAAGGCACCCGGCCGGACAUUGGCAUCGGCAAGCGCAUAGUCGAGGUGCAGAAGCGGUUCGGCGACAGAUACGGCAUCAAGAGCGCCGAAUACGCCAAGGCCUUUGACAGGCUCCUGGACGACGACGCCGAGUUCAAGAUUGGCAAUCUCACCGCCACGGUGCUGCACCUCCCCGGCCACACGCCGGACCACGUUGGCUACAAGAUCCAAGACGACAUCUUCUGCGGCGACUCCCUCUUCAACGCCGACGUCGGCUCCGCGCGCUGCGACUUCCCCGGCGGCUCCGCGACGCAGCUCUACGACUCGGUCCAGAGACUCUUGAGCCACGCGCCGCACGUCAAGAUAUGGACGGGACACGACUACCCGCCCGAGGCGAGGGCCGGCCGCGCCGUCUCGGCCACGACGGUCGGCCAGCAGCGGGAACAGAACAAGCACCUCAGGGACGGCACCUCGCGGGACGACUUUGUGGCCUGGCGCGCCGAGAGGGACGCCACCCUCAAGGAGCCGCGCCUGAUCCAUUACGCCUUGCAGAUCAAUAUCCGCGCGGGGCGGCUGCCGAGCCCGACGGCCAUGGGCGAUCGCCUGGUCCAUGUGCCCUUGAAGAUUCAGAGUCAGUUUUGA